This is a messenger RNA of Alternaria alternata, 1110 nucleotides long. RefSeq lists its product as hypothetical. The record is from RefSeq and is a predicted model, not a curated record. The coding region runs from base 458 to 961 and encodes 167 amino acids. The transcript has 4 exons. NCBI's taxonomy places the organism in Eukaryota, Fungi, Ascomycota, Dothideomycetes, Pleosporales, Pleosporaceae.
UGUAUUCAGAUGCGUUCAGAAGAAAUCAAACCAUCUAAGGGUAAUAGAACUGAGUUGAAAAGAACGUAUCUAAGUAUUCCCGGCCGGGUGACGCCUUGCGGCUCGGGCCGAACUUCAGCCACCUCGGCGAGGUAGUUUCAUCGAGACGAUCAGGCAACCAAAGGCAUCCAAAGGCAACCAAAGGCGCCCACAAAACCCACUGCAAAGCCUCAAGAAGAGGAGCAAUGCCGCCUUUAGUCCUUACUUUUGUACCGUCAGUCCACAAUUCGUUGCUUCUCAUGUAAACCACCAAUCAAAAGACCUAAAGCGCGGACUAAGUAAAAGCUUGCCGUUGUGUUCGUGCACUCCUCUGAUCAAGUCAACAGUAUAAGUAGGUAGCUAUGGUUGCUCGCUGUCUUCAUCUCUCUACACAGAAAACCACAGAUAUACACCUUCAUAGUUAGCACCUGUCAGCACAAUGGUCCAACUCCUCCCUUACGUUGCCUCUCUCCUAGCCCUCGGCCAGGCCGUUGUUGCUGCCAAGGCAGUUACAUCCUUUUCCGAAUGGGUUGAUGGUAUCCUUGAGAAUCCCGAUGGUGAAAACAUGACACCCGAGGAGGUCGUCGUUGCCUUCAAGAGUGGACAAUUCAAUUCUUCACCGUCAGCCAAGUUCAGUCGUAGCUUGUACGAGAAGCGCGCUACCUGCUAUGAGAGCGCGAACACAGAUUGCCUUAUCACAGAUGCUGUUGCAUGCAUCAACACCGUCGCCCGCAAGACCAACUGCCGCAACGUCUAUCUGCAAUGCCAGAUCAACACGGCCGCAUUGACGACCGACGGUAACAAAGACUCUUCCUGCAAUGACGUUGCUCGUGGCGCAGGAUUUAUCUUGGAUGCUUGCGUUGUUUCAGGUAGUGAUAGGGUGCAAGGGUCGGAAUUCGCAUACGGAAAUGGAGCAGAGCUGGUGCGACUUCGGAGACCUUGAUUACAAGCAGUGAAUAUCUUAAGAAUGUAAUUUGCUAUCUUGUUGGAUAAAGAGCAUACAAUGUGUCUCUACGAGUGACACCAACAUUGUGUCAGAUUUAGAUAUGAGAGGCACGGCGUUCUUCAAUGGCACCAUCUAAACUCCUAGGC